Molecule: messenger RNA, 1872 nt
Organism: Phoenix dactylifera (date palm)
Lineage: Eukaryota; Viridiplantae; Streptophyta; Magnoliopsida; Arecales; Arecaceae
Product: enolase
Biological process (GO): glycolytic process
Cellular component (GO): phosphopyruvate hydratase complex
Molecular function (GO): magnesium ion binding; phosphopyruvate hydratase activity
Source: RefSeq, a predicted model, not a curated record
ACUGGGUUACGAAGCCUUUGGGGAAAUAGUCUUUUAAAGUUUCCUUGUUUUGUCUGAAUCCGACGGCGGGUUUGGGGACUUCCGGUGGGCCGAUAGCAAACCUUCGCUAUAAAGUGGAUCGACCUCCAUUUCUCCGCUUCCCAGUGGAAAUCCUGAGCGCCUACCCCCAGUUCCAUAGCCUGUUUUGCGAUUUGCUCGCUCGCCCUCUCUCUUCCCCCCCGAUCGCUACCCGCAUGGCGACGAUCAAGUGCAUCAAGGCCCGCCAGAUCUUUGACAGCCGUGGGAAUCCCACCGUGGAGGUGGAUUGUUGUCUCAGUGAUGGAACUUUCUCCAGGGCCGCUGUUCCCAGUGGAGCAUCGACAGGUAUAUAUGAAGCUUUGGAGUUGAGAGAUGGAGGAUCAGACUACCUUGGGAAAGGUGUCCUUAAGGCUGUUGAGAAUGUGAACGCUAUUAUUGGACCAGCAUUGAUUGGGAAGGAUCCCACCGCACAGGCUGAGAUCGAUACUUUCAUGGUUCAGCAACUUGAUGGGACCUCUAAUGAGUGGGGUUGGUGCAAACAAAAGCUUGGUGCAAAUGCCAUAUUGGCAGUUUCACUUGCCUUAUGCAAAGCAGGAGCUAGUGUGAAGAAGAUUCCUCUUUACCAGCAUAUUGCCAAUCUUGCUGGAAACAAGAACUUAGUGUUGCCUGUACCUGCAUUCAAUGUCAUUAAUGGGGGUUCUCAUGCGGGAAACAAACUGGCCAUGCAGGAAUUUAUGAUCCUUCCUGUUGGGGCAUGCUCAUUCAAGGAAGCCAUGAAGAUGGGUGUAGAAGUAUACCAUCAUUUGAAGGCUGUCAUUAAGAAAAAGUAUGGACAGGAUGCUACUAAUGUUGGAGAUGAAGGUGGUUUUGCUCCUAACAUUCAGGAAAACAAGGAAGGUCUUGAGCUGUUGAAGACAGCUAUAGCAAAGGCUGGAUAUACUGGCAAAGUUGUGAUCGGGAUGGAUGUUGCUGCUUCAGAGUUCUACAGUGACAAGGAUAAGACAUAUGAUUUGAAUUUCAAGGAGGAGAACAAUGAUGGUUCACAGAAAAUAUCUGGAGAUAGUUUGAAAAAUGUUUACAAGUCCUUUGUCAGCGAGUAUCCCAUUGUAUCAAUUGAAGACCCAUUUGAUCAGGAUGAUUGGACCCACUAUGCAAAAUUGACAGAGGAGAUUGGAGGGCAGGUGCAGAUUGUUGGAGACGAUCUUCUUGUCACCAACCCAACGCGUGUUGCCAAGGCAAUUAAGGAAAAGACAUGCAAUGCCCUCCUUUUGAAGGUGAAUCAGAUAGGGUCUGUGACUGAGAGCAUUGAAGCUGUGAAAAUGUCCAAAUGUGCUGGGUGGGGCGUAAUGACAAGCCACCGAAGUGGUGAAACGGAGGAUACUUUCAUUGCUGACCUCGCAGUUGGUUUGGCCACGGGCCAAAUCAAGACCGGAGCUCCAUGCCGUUCUGAACGCCUUUGCAAGUAUAAUCAGUUGCUCAGGAUUGAGGAGGAGCUUGGUGCUGCAGCAGUCUAUGCAGGAGCAAAGUUCCGCGAUCCUGUAGAGCCUUAUUAGAGAUGUCACUGUUUUCUGCACGUUUUCUGCACGUGUAGAGCUUACCAGGAAUUUAACGGCUUUUUCUAUAGCUUGCUUUUAACAUGCAUAAAUUUUGUCUUUAUCGUGUGAUGCCCCUUGUUUUGCUCAAACUUUGUCGUUUUGUUCUGACGAGAGAAAUAAGUCAUUGUUUUGUCGUUGCAGUUAUAUCUGCAGAACAGAAAGUUUGAUGUUUCGUUCUAUGAAUUUUAUUUUGGAUAUGGCUACUUCAGGUGUUGAUUGUGUCGUUGUAAUCAAUGAAUUUGCCUGUAUGAUUCCAGUU